Messenger RNA from Boeremia exigua, 447 nucleotides. RefSeq names its product thioredoxin-like protein. Lineage: Eukaryota; Fungi; Ascomycota; Dothideomycetes; Pleosporales; Didymellaceae. The transcript has 3 exons. Gene Ontology annotation, cellular component: mitochondrion. The coding region runs from base 1 to 447 and encodes 148 amino acids. Gene Ontology annotation, molecular function: oxidoreductase activity. The record is from RefSeq and is a predicted model, not a curated record.
AUGUUCAAGCGAUUCUUCGGCGAGCAUGGCGCAAAGAACGUCGUGACUCUCUUCCACAAGCCCUCCAGCCAGGCCUCCUUACGUGCACACACCAUCUUGAAGCAAGCAAACGCCCAGUCCGUUGCGACUGCCACGGAAGACCAGGCUAGUUCCCACGAUGCACAGAACAACGCAGCGCAAAGCAAGUUCGAGCUCGACGUAACGGAGGCCCCGCCGACGGCAGAUCAGCUCAAGAGCAUUCUGGAGUAUCUGGGUGGACCAAGUGCUGUUGGCAGGGUCGUUGAGGGAGCAAAAGAUGAGACAGAUGCGCUGAGGCGGUUGAAGGCAGACGGAAGUACGUUCCAGCGACCACUCGUCGUAGAUUGGAAUCAGGGCAAGGCUGUCGCUGGUGACAACGAGUCCGAGAUACUCAGUCUGUUGAAGAACAUCUCAUCCGAGAAGAAAUAG